AAUGCCAUAUAUAUAUAUAUAAAUAUAUACAAGCUUUUAAAAAAAAAAAACCUAUAGAAUACACAUUCAUAAGAAAAUAACAAAACAAAAUGGGUAACCACUACGAAGGCCAAACACAGUUGCCGGAUACUGAAUUGGUGGUGGUAAUGAUUCCGUUUCUUGUACACUCUCAUGUACACCAACUCUUUCACCUAUCUAAGCUUAUAUCCGCCUACAAUAUCCCGGUCCAUUUCUUAAGUACCGCUAACCAAUUGGACCAAUUCCAUUCUCGAACCGGUCCUGCGGUUUCCAAUAGUCUCAUUCACUUUAUUGAAUUACCAACUGAUCCUAAAUUCGCUAAUUGUGUAGACAUACAAGGCUUGUUAGAAACAACUCUUCAUUUACGUAACCCAGUUGCGGAUUACGUGCAGUCUCUUUCGACUCGUUCACGAAGCGUAGCAGUUGUACAUGAACAUCUAAUGUCUUAUGUUGUACAAGACGUGAAGGCAAUUUCAAAUGCCGAGACUUAUAUGUUUCAUCCACUCUCGGCUUUUGAUACUUUUUGGAGAUUUUGGGAGAUGUUCGGUAGACCGUUUGAAAUAGAUGACUCUGAAUUGCUAAACCGGCUCCCUUCUAUUCAAGGGACCUUUCCGCCCGAGUUGAUGGAUUUUGUGAAGCUUCAGUCUCGGUAUAUGGAUUUUCACGUUGGUGAGUUAUUCGGCACAUCAAGAGUUGUUGAAGGGGAAUAUGUAAAUUAUUUUGAAAGACAAGAGAUGAAUAAUAGAAAUGUUAAGAUUUGGGCAGUUGGGCCGUUUAUUGAUGUUGAUAAUGAUAAAGUAGCAUCUGUGACGAUUUCAGAAAAUCGUCACGAAUGUUUGAGGUGGCUGGACUUGCAGCCACCUAAUUCUGUCAUAUAUGUGUCCUUUGGGACCAUAAUAGCUAAUUUUAGUGACAAACAAAUUGAAGAGUUAGCUAUUGGGCUUGAAAGAAGUCAACAGAGAUUUAUUUGGGUGGUACGAUCCGGGGACAUAGUGGAUAAGCAUUCCACGAAUCCUAAUACAACGGAUUUGCCAAUAGGGUUUGAAGAACGCGUGCAAGGGCGUGGAUUGAUCGUGCGGGGAUGGGCUCCACAAAUUGAAAUUUUAGGACAUUCAGCAACAGGUGGGUUUCUGAGUCAUUGUGGAUGGAAUUCGAGUUUGGAGAGUCUAUGGAUGGGGGUGCCAAUCGCUACUUGGCCAAUGCAUUCUGAUCAACCAAAAAAUGCAUUCCUCAUCACUGAUGUUCUUAAAACUGGAUUGCCAGUGUUGGAUUGGGCACGUAGAGACGAGUUGGUGACACGUGUGGUGGUGGAAGAUGUUAUCAGGAGACUAAUGAAUUCGGCUGACGGAGAUGAGAUAAGGAAAAAGGCCGGGGAAUUAGGUGAAGCCACUCGUAAUUCAAUGGUCGACGGUGGUAUAUCUCGUAAGGAGAUUGAGUCGUUUGUUGCAUACAUGAAGAGAACCAUAUAGCAAAACAUAUAUGAAAAAUGCUUAUUAAUUAAAUUCCUGUAUUUGAUCUACUGGAAUUGAAGAUGGUUAUAUGAAUAGGUAAAGCCGCUGAAAUCAAUUAUCGUCAAAUAAAAAAGCAUUUUGUUUUUCUUGUGUUUCA
Erigeron canadensis is the source of this 1626-nucleotide messenger RNA. Its product is annotated as zeatin O-glucosyltransferase-like. Gene Ontology annotation, molecular function: UDP-glycosyltransferase activity. The transcript has a single exon. The record is from RefSeq and is a predicted model, not a curated record. NCBI's taxonomy places the organism in Eukaryota, Viridiplantae, Streptophyta, Magnoliopsida, Asterales, Asteraceae. Bases 90 to 1487 code for a protein of 465 amino acids.